AUGUCAUUCUACCUAGCCAUAGUCUCGCCCCUCGACUCCCCCUUAUUCGAACUCUCCCUCCCUUCUCCCUCCCGCCUCAACCCGUCCCAAACUCCCACAUCUGGCCAUUCAUCCAUACCCGUCGCUUCAUCAUCGGCGGCGGGGUUUCCCACUUGGUCUAGCUUCACCGGGGCCGGAGGGGAGGGGUCGACGACAGGGGGUGCAGCUGGACCGGCAGGAGGGGCAGGGAUGGCGGAUAGGGCGUUGAUGCAGAUGAUUGCGUUCAAGAGUCUGGAUGGGGUGGAGGAGGUGCAAGAGUCGACGGGGAGCCUAUACCUCCGGAAUGUGGACAAACAUAAUGAAUGGACCGUGUCUGCGUAUCUAGCAAUGGGAGUCAAGUUCAUCCUCGUCCACGACCAGAAGAAUGACGAUGGGAUCCGCAUGUUCUUCAAUGAGCUAUGGGAACUAUGGGUCAAGAUACUGCUCAAUCCGUUUCAUACGGUCAAUACGCCAGUACGGAGUAGCGCGUUCGAGAAUAGAGUGAGGGGAGCAGCCAAGCGGUAUCUAUGA
Molecule: messenger RNA, 549 nt
Organism: Dioszegia hungarica
Lineage: Eukaryota; Fungi; Basidiomycota; Tremellomycetes; Tremellales; Bulleribasidiaceae
Product: putative ER to Golgi transport-related protein
Exons: 5
Coding region: 1-549 (182 amino acids)
Biological process (GO): endoplasmic reticulum to Golgi vesicle-mediated transport
Cellular component (GO): TRAPP complex; nucleus; cytoplasm
Source: RefSeq, a predicted model, not a curated record